Molecule: messenger RNA, 2205 nt
Organism: Anarrhichthys ocellatus (wolf-eel)
Lineage: Eukaryota; Metazoa; Chordata; Actinopteri; Perciformes; Anarhichadidae
Product: phospholipase A2-like
Exons: 4
Coding region: 1756-2205 (149 amino acids)
Biological process (GO): phospholipid metabolic process; lipid catabolic process; arachidonate secretion
Molecular function (GO): calcium ion binding; phospholipid binding
Source: RefSeq, a predicted model, not a curated record
UUCUGCCAUAUUGACGGCCGUCCCAAAGCUCUUAGGAGCGAGGAGGAAUCUCUGAGGAGGACGCCACUAGAGCAGCCUUCCAGGAAGUGCUUUACCGGCCGACACGCCCCCUCGUUGCUCAUCAACAUUUGGUAAAAAGAGAAAAAUGACAGCAGGUCCCAAGGAAUUGUGGACCGCUACAUGUUCAUAACAGUCAUGUUAUAAAGAAUAUGAAAAAGUGUGUUCAUCAUUAUAAUUGGGUUCAUUACACUUUAUGCUUGUUUUUUAACAAUACGCUUGACAGAGAAAUACUAAAAGACUGUUCAGUUUGAAAAAUGUAAGUAGAAACGUACCACAUAUAAAGUAUUGUUUUACCCAUAUUAUUAGUGUAUUCAUUAACUUUGAAUGAAUACAAACUAGAAAAAAAGCUAAAAAAGGAAACAUCACUGUUCAGAGAUGUGCUGGGAAAUCUGACACAUCCUCCUCCGUAGCUUCUGUACAGGACACAUUGUGUUUGUAGACUUUGCCCCCGACCUCUGAGUGCUCAUCAUAUCACGGUUGCUCUUGGAGUCUGGGAUUUUCCAUGUGUCUGUACAUAUGGCGGAACAUGUCUGCAUCUGGUCCCAUGGUUAUCUCUAGAUUGGACACGGGGGUAUUUCAUGUUGUGGUCCUGCUUGAUGAUCAUGUAUGGACAGAAAAGGUAAAGAAGACAUUCACAGACAUCGUAUGUUGCAGUGGUGGGGGAAGUAUUCAGGUCCUUUACUUAAGUAAAGGUACUAAUACCACACUGUAAAGGUACUCUAUUAAAAGUCUUGCAUUGAAAAUGCUACGUAAGCAUAAGUAUGAAAGUAUAAUCAGGAAAAUGGACUCGAUGCAGAAAAAAUAGCCCCUGUUAGAGAAUUAUUCAUUCCUUAAUGUAAAAGCAAUGUUGGGGUGAAUGCUCAUUUGAACUAUUUUGUAUAGGGCUGCAACUGAUUAUUUAUGGAUUAAUCUGCUGAUUUUUUUAAUUUCUUUUGUAAAGAAUUCAUAGUUUGUGAUGCCAUUUUUCACUAUUUCCAGAAUUACAAACCAAUUACCCGCAGUCCAAAAUGACGCAACCAAUUGUGCAAAAGUCUUAAAAAUAAAGUAUUUUAUAACUAUUACUGAAAUCGUUCUUCAGGUAAUUCCUUGCCAGUCGAUUGAUCGACUAAUCGUUUCAGCUGUACUGUAAAAAAUACAUUUUUUAAGUAAAACUAAUUACGUGAAGCUGUCAGAUAAUUGCAGUGGGGAUAAGAAGCACAGUAUUUCCCUCUGAACUAAGGUGGAGUGGAAGUAUGAAUUGUCACAAGAAGGAAAUACUCAAGUAUAGUACAAGUGCUUGGAUUUGCACAUAAUACUUCAGUGGAUGCACUUUCACAACUCAUACAUUAUGUAGGGACUAGAAGAAUCACACAGAGAGCACAUACAGAACCUAGUAUUUUUUUAAACCAUUUAAAUGAGUUUUUAUUAUAACCUGUAACCAUACUAGUGUAUCUAGUGCCCCCCCACAUGGAUACCCAACCACUCUAUACUAGAGAGAAGCUCAGAGACUUAACAUCAUGCCGCACUGUUCAGGGAGCGUGAGAAUGCUUACCUGCUUUUACACAUGUGCUGGUUUGUGUGUAAAUCUCAGAGUACAUUAAGUAGCAUGAGCAGCUGACAGGGCAGGUCCAAAGGUCCCAUACUACAUAUACGCACAUAUAAAGAGGGGCCUCACAUCACUGAGAGCUGCUUGACUUGACCCUCCUGACAUACAGGAUGAAGACCCUCCAGGCUCUGCUUCUCUUGGCUGCGAGCCUCUCUGUUGCCCACUCGUUGGACUACAAGGCUCUGAACCAGUUCAGAAGGAUGAUCCUGUGCCUGAUGCCCGACAGCUGGCCUACCCUCGACUACACCGACUACGGCUGUUACUGCGGAAUGGGAGGCUCCGGCACACCCGUGGAUGAUCUGGAUAGGUGCUGCCAAGUGCAUGACCAGUGUUACAAUGCAGCCAUGCAGCACUCCGAGUGCUGGCCCAUCCUCGACAAUCCUUACACCGAGCUGUACAGCUACAGCUGUGACGAGACAAACAGGAAGGUCACCUGUGGCAACAAUAACGACGAGUGUGAGAUGUUCAUCUGUGAGUGUGACAGGAAGGCCGCCGAGUGUUUUGCCAGAACACCUUGGAUCCCUGAGCACGAGCACCUGCCCAGCGACCACUGUCAGUAA